UUCAAGUCGACCUUGCCUCCCAGAAAGAGAGCAAAGACGAAAGAAGAAAAGGAACAGAGACGUGUGGAACGUAUCUUGCGUAACAGAAGAGCAGCACAUGCGUCCCGUGAGAAGAAGAGAAAACAUGUUGAAUACUUGGAGUCGUACGUGUUGAAGUUGGAACAGAACUUGGCGUCUGCCCAGUCCAACUUUGACACCGUCCAUCUGUUGUUGUCCGAACACCAGGUGACCCAGUUGGUGCUCCAGCCGUUGGAAGAUGUUGACGACUUGAAAAACAAGAUCCACAUCAACCUCUCCUCGCUGGCUUCCAGAUCGUCUUCGACCUCCAAAGAUGAGGACGAGCAGGACCACGACGACGAAGACUUCGCUGAAGAAGAAUCUGCUUCAACCUCCUUCUCGCCACAACCAGAGCAGAAGAAGAGAAGAAUAUCAGAAUCCGAAGCAGAUUCUGCAGACUACGCUGCCAUCAAGAACGAAUCACAAGAAUCACAAUCAGAAUACCAACAACAAUUCGAACAACCAGAGAUUGUUGUAAAAAGAGAAGAUGUAACAGAGUCUUCGUUGUUACAGGUCAAGUCAGACUACUACAACUACUUGUCUCCUGUAUCCAUUCACUCUCCAACAAACUCACCCAUCGAUUUAACAUUGACCAAGAAUGCACCAGCAUUGACCUUGGAUAACGGAACCUCCACUACUUUUUCCUCACCCGAGUCCCUUUCGGGACAUCCAUCUAACUUCAAGAUAGAAUCCAAUCACUCGGUAUUUGACAAUAUGGGGCAAAAUUCAGAAGUAAUUUUGUCAGCCAACGGUUACUUACAGGGAUUUGACGAUACUGUAGCAGCGUCUAUUCGUUGCUAG
Messenger RNA from Scheffersomyces stipitis CBS 6054, 858 nucleotides. It is a transcript of the gene HAC1, whose product is annotated as transcription factor. The transcript has a single exon. NCBI's taxonomy places the organism in Eukaryota, Fungi, Ascomycota, Pichiomycetes, Serinales, Debaryomycetaceae. The record is from RefSeq and is a predicted model, not a curated record. The annotation marks the transcript as partial. Gene Ontology annotation, biological process: positive regulation of transcription by RNA polymerase II. Gene Ontology annotation, molecular function: DNA-binding transcription factor activity, RNA polymerase II-specific.